Messenger RNA from Drosophila eugracilis, 5846 nucleotides. It is a transcript of the gene sima, whose product is annotated as protein similar. The record is from RefSeq and is a predicted model, not a curated record. Gene Ontology annotation, molecular function: protein dimerization activity; DNA-binding transcription factor activity, RNA polymerase II-specific; RNA polymerase II transcription regulatory region sequence-specific DNA binding. NCBI's taxonomy places the organism in Eukaryota, Metazoa, Arthropoda, Insecta, Diptera, Drosophilidae. Gene Ontology annotation, biological process: cellular response to hypoxia; regulation of transcription by RNA polymerase II.
GAAACGACGCAAUCAAUGUUUAACUCCUUUGAGAGCUGCGAUUUCUCGUGUCCCGGCGACAGUUCCUUCUACGGCGAGGAUGUGAUUCCCACUAACAACUACUUCGAGUGCGAUCUGAAGUUGCAACAACAACAACAGCCACAGCAACAGCAACAGCUGAACAAUGGCUCUGUUUUCGGGCGUACGCCCAUAAAUGAACCCACCGUGAACUUUAGCAAUGGGUCAUUCUAUAAUGGCCCACCAGCCAGAAACCAACCGUAUGUGGGUCCCAUAAUGGGGCCCAGUGUGUCCUCCGUUGGGAUGCAAAGGUAUCAUCCGUAUCACCAGCAACAGCCUCAGGAUCCUUUCUAUGGCCAAAGGGGCGGUCUUUUGAAUGUGGCCACACCCUGUCGCGAAACCCGCCCCUGGAGCUACGCCUAUUGCUAUGGCUACGCCCCCACCAACACACAACCUUGCCAGUUCUCGCAGUUCGUGGACAUCGAAGAUUUUAUGAACAAUGAAAAGCGCAAGGAAAAGUCUCGCGAUGCGGCUAGAUGUCGUCGCUCCAAGGAGACGGAGAUUUUCAUGGAGCUCUCGGCGGCCUUGCCAUUGAAGACCGACGAUGUCAAUCAACUGGACAAGGCCUCCGUGAUGAGGAUCACCAUCGCUUACCUCAAGAUUCGCGAGAUGCUGGAGUCGAUACCCAGUGCUCGGGACUGCAAGAAUACCCUCCAAAAGGUAGGAGAAGCGAUGGAAAACAAUCAGGAGGUCAAGCCCAAGCUGGAAGUGGGCAACGAGGACUGGCUCAAUGGAGCAGAGGCCAAAGAGCUUCUCAAACAGACCAUGGACGGCUUUCUGAUGGUCUUGUCCCACGAAGGGGAUAUCACUUAUGUGUCCGAAAAUGUCGUCGAGUAUCUGGGCAUCACCAAGAUCGACACCCUUGGCCAGCAGAUCUGGGAGUACUCUCACCAGUGCGACCAUGCCGAGAUCAAAGAGGCCCUCAGCCUGAAGCGCGAGAUUGCCGAGAAGGUCAAGGUUGAGCCGCAGCAAGACUCCGGGGUGAGCACCCAUCAUCGGGACCUGUUCGUGCGCUUAAAGUGCACCCUGACCAGUCGCGGGCGCAGCAUCAACAUCAAGAGCGCCUCUUAUAAGGUCAUUCACAUCACUGGACACUUGGUGGUCAAUGCCAAGGGCGAGCGCCUGCUGAUGGCCAUUGGCCGACCCAUUCCGCAUCCGUCGAACAUAGAGAUACCCUUGGGAACCAGCACCUUCCUUACUAAGCACUCCCUGGAUAUGCGUUUCACCUAUGUGGACGACAAAAUGCAUGGCCUGUUGGGAUAUUCGCCCAAGGAUCUGCUCGACACUUCCCUAUUUGUCUGCCAGCAUGGAGCUGAUUCCGAACGCCUGAUGGCCACCUUCAAGAGCGUGCUGAGCAAGGGCCAGGGUGAGACAUCCCGGUACAGAUUCCUGGGAAAAUACGGCGGCUACUGCUGGAUUCUUAGCCAGGCCACGAUCGUCUACGACAAGCUAAAGCCGCAGAGCGUUGUCUGCGUUAACUACGUCAUAAGUAAUCUUGAGAAUAAACAUGAGAUAUACUCACUCGCUCAACAAACGGCGGCAAGUGAGCAAAAGGAACACCACCACCGACCAGCUGAAAUCGAGGAGGAGCCACCAAAAGCAACAGCUCCAGAAAUAAUCCCGUUGGAGACCAAGGAAACAGGAACCAAGCCAAUUCCCAUAGAGAUUGAGGAUAAGGUUGAGGCUAUCGACAUCAAGGAAAAAGAGAAAAUCAACGAGGAAAUACCUUUGGAACUACCAGAGACCAAGAUAAUCCCACCAGUAACUGCAACUGCUACGGCUGAUCAGAUAAAGCAGCUCCCCGAGAGCACUCCCUUCAAGCAGAUCCUCCAGGCGGAGUUGCUGAUCAAGCGGGAGAACCACUCGCCAGGUCCGCGCACUAUCACCGCCCAGCUGUUUAGCUGCAAUAGCAGCGGCCUGCGACCCGAGGAGAAGCGUCCCAAGUCGGUGACCGCUUCGGUCUUCCGCCCGAGUCCCGCUCCACCGUUGACCCCACCGCCGGCGGUCCUCUGCAAAAAGACUUCGCUUAGCGUGGAGCCCACUCUGCCGCCCACAACCACCGCCACGGCAGCCAUAAUCUCGUCGAGCAAUCAGCAGCUGCAGAUUCCACAGCCAAGUCAACUGACUCUGCAGCAACCGGCUCAAGAUAUGAAUAAAGGAUUCUGCUCGCUGUUUGCCGAUGAUGGACGAGGUCUGACAAUGCUUAAGGAAGAACCCGAUGAUCUGUCCCACCACCUGGCCUCCACCAAUUGCAUCCAGUUAGACGAGAUGACGCCUUUUGGCGAUAUGUUGGUGGGCCUCAUGGGCUCCUGCCUGCUGCCCGAGGAGAUCAAUUCCCUGGACUCGACCACCUGCUCCACGACGGCCAGUGGCCAGCACUACCAGAGCCCCACCAGCAGCAGCAACUCUGCACCAAGCAAUACCAGUAGCAAUAGCAAUAGCUAUGCCAACAGUCCGCUCAGCCCGCUCACACCCACUCCCCCGGCCAGUGCCAGUAAUCCCAGUCAUCAGCAGCAGCAACAGCAACAGCAACACAACCAGCAGCAGCAACACCAACAGCAUCAGCAGCAGCAGCAGCAACAUCAUCCCCAGCACCACGACAACAGCAAUAGCAGCAGCAACAUCGAUCCACUGUUCAACUACCGCGAGGAGUCGAACGACACAAGUUGCUCCCAGCACCUGCAUUCGCCCAGCAUCACCUCCAAGAGUCCCGAGGAUAGCAGCCUCCCAUCGCUGUGCAGUCCCAAUUCGCUGACUCAGGAGGAUGAGUUCUCCUUCGAGGACUUCGCCAUGCGUGCUCCUUACAUCCCGAUCGAUGAUGAUAUGCCACUGCUGACGGAGACGGAUCUCAUGUGGUGUCCACCAGAGGAUCUGCAGACCAUGGUGCCCAAGGAGAUCGACGCCAUACAGCAGCAGUUGCAACAGCUGCAGCAGCAACAUCAUCAGCAGUACGCCAGCAAUAAUGGCUACCAGCAGCAGCAGCAGCAAUCCGGUGUCCACCAGCAGCAGCAUUUCUCCAACUCCUUGUGCUCAUCACCUGCUUCGACGGUCUCGUCCUUGUCGCCAUCGCCAGUGCAGCAGCAACAUCAACAGCAGCAGCAGCAGGCGGCGGUUUUCACCAGCGAUUCCAGCGAACUGGCAGCACUGCUGUGCGGAUCCGGAAAUGGAACCCUUUCGAUUUUGGGAGGAAGUGGUGUGACCGUUGCGGAGGAGUGCAAUGAGCGACUCCAGCAACAUCAGCAGCAGCAGCAACAGCAGGGUGGCAACGAGUUCAGGAGUUUCCAGCAGCUGCAGCAGGAGUUGCAGUUGCAGGAGGAGCAGCAGCAGCGCCAGCAGCAACAGCAACAACAGCAGCAGCAGCAACAGCAGUUACUCAGCCUGAGCAUCGAGUGCAAAAAAGAGAAAUACGAUGUGCAGAUGGGAGCCAGCUUAUGUCAUCCCAUGGAGGAUGCAUUUGAGAACGACUACAGCAAGGACUCCACGAAUCUGGACUGCUGGGACCUUCUACAGAUGCAGGUGGCGGAGGCGGCUCCCGUGAGUCCCUCUGCCUCGUCCCCUGCCCUCAGCAAGGUGACCACCAUCCAGUUGCUGCAGCACCAGCAGCAACUCCAGCAGCAGCAGCAUCAGCAGAACAUCAUCCUGAAUGCCGUGCCAUUGAUCACCAUUCAGAAUAACAAGGGAUUGAUGCAACAGCAGCAGCAGCAGCAGCAGGAGCAGCUCCAGCAGUCUUCGUUGAAACUGUUGAAUGGAGCCAACAUAGCGCCAGUGACCACCAAGGCCACCAUUCGCCUGGUGGAGAACAAGCCACCCACCACGACGCAACCUCGGUUGGCCAAGGUGAACCUUGUCCCCCAGCAACAGCAGCAGCAUGGAAACAAGCGCCACUUAAACAGCGCGACAGGAGCAGGCAAUCCCGUGGAAUCGAAGCGCCUGAAGAGCGGAACCAUCUGCCUGGAUGUGCAGUCACCGCAGCUCCUGCAGCAGCUGAUUGGCAAGGAUCCUGUACAACAGCAGGCACAGGCAGCCAAGCGGGCAGGAAGCGAGCGCUGGCAGCAGUCGACGGAGAACAAGCAGCAGAAACAGCAGCAGCAGCAGUCGAACUCGGUGCUGAAGAACCUGCUGGUCAGCGGACGCGAUGUUAGCGAAUCCGAACCCAUGAUGAUCGAUGAGGACAACUCCUUGGAGCAGUCCAGCCCCCUUGGCAAGUAUGGUUUGCCCCUGCACUGCCACACCUCCACGUCGGCGGUGCUGCGGGACUUCCACCACAAUCCGCUGAUUAGCGGCACCAACUUCCAGCUGUCUCCGGUCUUUGGAGGCUCAGAUGCUGGAGGAGGUGACUGCGAAACAGGGUCAGUGGUUUCCCUAGAUGAUUCAGUGCCUCCGGGCCUGACAGCUUGCGAGACCGAUGCCUCCAGCGACAGUGGCAUCGAUGAGAACAGUCUGGUGGACGGGGCAUCGGGGACACCGCGUAAGAGGGUGCCCCUGACAUCCACUUCCAGUGAGCAGGUUGAAGCUGCACCACCGCCAUUGGAUGUGGUGACAGCAGUGAUCCAGCAGUCAGGAGAGGAGGAGCUCGAGGGAUGCGGAACCAUCAGUAAUGCCCCCAGCAGGAAGACCUCCAUUUCCUUCCUGGACAGCAGUAAUCCCCUGCUGCACACGCCGGCCAUGAUGGACCUGUGCAACGACGACUACAUCAUGGGCGAGGGCGGCUUCGAGUUCAGCGAGAACCAGUUGGAGCAGGUCCUGGGAUGGCCAGAGAUCGCCUAGGACUGCCUAGGAUACCCUUGCAUGCAUGCAUUUGAUAGAAGGGCAUUUUUGGGCGGAGGAUGAGGAUGAGAGGGAGAAGAAAACAUUGAAAUUAAACUGAGCAUCUGAGAGAAAGCUAACCAAAAGAUUGAUUUUGAGCCUUGCGAUAAAGAAGGAGAGUAGCACAACCGACCUGACAAGACCUAUCCCCACCAACCAUUUGACCCCAGACCCCGACCCCGACCACUGACCACUGAGCCCAUGCUAACCGACACAUUUACAAACAGGAAGGGUUAAUCACACUUGAAUAGUUUUGUAGCCAUGUUAACUGCCUAGAACAGAAGAAUAUACACGUAUGUACUUUAGUCUUAAUGUUUUUCUAUAUGCGAACCGUUUACACACCAACAGAAGGAUGAGGAGCAACACAGAGGAGGAGGAGUACCAGUCGAUGAAUAACGAUAAACUUACAAACCACGAAAAGAGAAAAUAUCUGGGAAAAUGUUCAUAGUUUUUUGCUAGAAGGCUCAAACAAGUUUUUUGGUGAUGGUUGUAUUCUGUUUAUAACUUUCAAGCGAAAAAGCUGUGACGAAAAAAAAGUUUUUGAACAUGUUUUACAAAUAAAUAUAUUAAACAAAAAAAUGAAAAAAAAAAAAAAAAAAAAAAAAAUAUUAUUGUAAUGUCUAGUUUAAGAUUUAAUUUCAAUGUUUUCAAAGUGAAAGUUUUUAGUAAUAUUUUAAGUAUAAUUAUUCGAACUAAGCAAAUAUCUACCCGAUUCAGUUGAUCUUAACUUCAGGCUAUACUUUGUGCAUUUCUACCAGUUUACUUUGUGUCAAUCACUUUCAAUAAUUUCUCGAUUUUGCAUCCCUUUGAUAUCGAUUCUUUAUGUAAACUAGUUUUAGUUCUGUUUAAGGCGCAUCUUACAAAACCAGCUGUUUGCUUGCUUAAAUCCAAAUUCAAUCCAUGUUCAGUGUUUCUAAACUUGUUUUAAUAUUAAUUGGCAAAUAAAUAUAGAAUUCAUUUCGAUGAAAGUUGCAUGCAGAAAA